Molecule: messenger RNA, 267 nt
Organism: Racocetra fulgida
Lineage: Eukaryota; Fungi; Glomeromycota; Glomeromycetes; Diversisporales; Gigasporaceae
Source: the annotation of a GenBank genome assembly
AACUAGAGGAUAAUGUAGAUGAAGAUUUAGGAUGUGAAGGUUUAAUGGUUGAUAGAACAGAAGAAUUAACAGUAAAUAAAGCAAAAGAAUUGAUGGUAGGUAAAGCAGAAAAAUUGACAGUAGGUAGAGCAGAAAAAUCAACAUUAGAUAAAACAGAAAAAUUAACAAUGAAAAAAUUAAUGAAAGGUAGAGCAGAAGAAUUGCAAGCAAUAUUCGAAACAGAUAAGUUACUUUUGUAUAAAUUAAUUACAAAAUUAAUUGGCAAUA